UGAAGGCGCUAUGUGAUUCAAAAGGUGCUUAAACAAUAAACGUUUGUUUGAAGAAAAUAUGUGUCUAUAAUUUAUUAUAAGGUUUUUUCUGCUUGACUUGUAAAGAGAAAUGUAUUUUGUUGAUCUUAACAAAACCAAAACUUGUUUUAAAUGUUACAGGCGAUCAGCAUCAUGUUGCCUGUGAAACUUUCCCUCUUCCUUCUGCUGUUCUUUCCCAAGUGCACAUUUGAGCUGUGCACAGAGGGGACACCCGAAGAAUGCAAAGAGGCAAGCCCCAUUCCAGGUUCAAAUUUAGCCGGAGAAGGCUUCGACAUCACAAGUUUGGAGCGUAAAGGAGCUUUUGUGAUCGACAUGAAUCAGUGGAAAAAAAAGGAUCAAACUUGCACCCUGUGUAUCAACCCUUACUUGGAGAACAGAAAGCAGAAGUUGCCUCUCUCUGUGGUGGACUGGAGGGCGACGCAAUCCUGCAGCGCAAAAGUGUCAAGUAAAAUUUACAAAUCCAGCGAGUCUCUGGUCGAGUCUAGCACCUCUUCUGUUGAAAACAACUGGAAGAUGGGUCUAGAUGUGAAGACGUUAGACAAAAGUGGGUCUUUCAUGCUGGCUGGUACCCAUUCCAAACUUGCUGGAUACUCCAUGGACAAAACAAAAUCAGAUAAAUUCAGCUUUACAGCCCAAGGUCUGUCUUGUGAGUACUACAGUUACCGUGUAUCCAAAGCCCCAACUUUGCAAAAAGAAUUUGUCGAUUCAGUGAACCAGCUUCCUAGAGUCUACAACGAAUAUAGCAAGGACAGCUAUUACCAUCUGAUUGACACUUUUGGCACCCAUUACAUCACCAAGGUGAAAAUGGGCGGGAAGGUUCAGGCAGUCACCAGCAUCCGAGAGUGUGAGGCCCACCUGGACGGAAUUGAAGUGAAUGAGGUGGACAUGUGCCUCAAAGUUGAAGCGUCCGCAACUGUAAAAUUAAAUACGGGUUCAACUGAAUCUCAACAAUGCAAAGCAAAAAAGGACAAGUUGGGGAGAAAAAUAUCAUUCUCCAGCCACUUUAACGACAGGUUUACAGAAGUAAGAGGAGGUCGGACAACAGAACCAGACCUAAUCUUCUCUGCCAACAAAAAUCCAUCAGCCUACAAGGAAUGGCUGAACUCUGUGCCACAAAAUCCCGACAUAAUUUCGUAUUCCUUGGAUUCCCUCCAUUUGUUAAUCCCUAAGAGUAACCAUAUGAGAGAAAACCUGCGCUAUGCUAUUAGCCAUUACAUCCUGGAGAAAGGCCUGUUGAAGAGCUGCACUGGUCCCUGUAAGGCAGGUAUCAAGAGUAGUUCAAGAGAACCCUGCGUCUGCCAGUGCCACAAUAACCCUGCUGUGACCUCAGACUGCUGCCCAGCUGAGAGGGGCAAGGCCCGCGUUAUCAUCACUGCAUUACGAGCUACUAACCUAUGGGGAGAUACUACCACUGCCACAGACGCCUAUGUGAAAGUGUUUUUUGGUAAACUGGUCGGUCGUGCUCCUGUCAUCCUCAACAAUGACAACCCAGUGUGGAAGAUGCCUCUUGACCUCGGAACCCUGGUUCUGUCUGACAUAUCUAAACUGAAGUUUGAAGUUUGGGAUGAAGAUAACACAUGGAAUGAUGACCUGCUUGGAAAAUGUGAGCGAGAUCUGACAGCAGGCAUCAACAGUGGUAUGUGCAACCUCAAUAAUGGGGAGUUAUUCUUUAAUUGGAAAGUAGAAUGUGCUCCAAAUCUGGGUGGUCGUUACUGCCAGAACUACCAAAGGAGUCCAAUGAAUGAAGACCUGAAGGGGCUGUACAGGUCCAGGCACUCCCGUCCUAUUCCCAAAUACUUCCUCCAACAGAUGGGUGUGUUUGUCAACGAAUCCACUUCAAGGAAAAGCCAGAAUCUCAUAAAGAUCUUUGACGUCAACAAGCAUUCCAACUCUAGCGAAGAGAAUUUCCUUUAAACCGGAUCAGUAUUCAUCAUUUUUGUCACAUGGCAAGAUUAAUGGUCAAGUAUUCUGCAUGUUUUCUGCAGCUUUUACACAUUUAUUGAGCUUGAUGAAACUUUAAUUUUUUUUUUCGUUAGCAUUUAUAAUUUGAUUGAAAAUGGAAAGAUUUGCAUCACUAGAAUGAUUUUUUAAAAUUAUGCUCCUAUCUUCCUCUUUCUUUAACUUUCACCGCUUUUCAGCAAAUGAUUCCAGAGGGGUUCACAGCUGGAAGUAUUUUGACAGUUCUGUCACUGAUGGUUUUUACUGCCAUCGGUUUCCUGUUUAAAAUAAAAUCAA
This is a messenger RNA of Oryzias melastigma (Indian medaka), 2274 nucleotides long. Its product is annotated as perforin-1. The transcript has 4 exons. The record is from RefSeq and is a predicted model, not a curated record. Lineage: Eukaryota; Metazoa; Chordata; Actinopteri; Beloniformes; Adrianichthyidae. Gene Ontology annotation, molecular function: calcium ion binding; pore-forming activity. Gene Ontology annotation, biological process: leukocyte mediated cytotoxicity; immune response. The coding region runs from base 151 to 1953 and encodes 600 amino acids. Gene Ontology annotation, cellular component: membrane attack complex.